Messenger RNA from Apiotrichum porosum, 903 nucleotides. RefSeq lists its product as uncharacterized. Gene Ontology annotation, molecular function: RNA binding. The transcript has 3 exons. Gene Ontology annotation, biological process: exon-exon junction complex disassembly. Bases 1 to 903 code for a protein of 300 amino acids. The record is from RefSeq and is a predicted model, not a curated record. Lineage: Eukaryota; Fungi; Basidiomycota; Tremellomycetes; Trichosporonales; Trichosporonaceae. Gene Ontology annotation, cellular component: exon-exon junction complex; cytoplasm.
AUGUCUGUUCCCCCCGGCCCGCCCCUCAACCCCGAUGCCACAGCGUCUGGUAUCGUUCUCGAUCCGCGCACGCUCGAACGCGUGAUUCCAGCCUCCAGGCGCAAGGAUGGAUCUGUUCGUAAAGAGCAAAAGGUUCGCCAGGGGUACGUCCCACAAGAGGAUGUGGGCGCGUUUCGCCCUCGACGACAGCAGGAGGCCGACGCACGCCGUGGUGUUGUGCCAGGAUCGAAUCGCAACGGCACCGGUGGCGCAGCGUCUGCGUCUGCGUCUGCUUCCCCAUCCCCAUCCCCAUCCACACCCGCGUCCAAGCCCGAGCAGGAGGUCAUGAGCGACAAACGCCAGCAGAAGGAUGCCGAAGACCGACCGGCUCAUCACAACUGGGACAGCGAGUCGGACGACGACGAUGACGAGGAGGCUACAAGGAAGGCGUUUGCGCAGUUGGCAGUCAACCCAAGCGACAGUUCUGCCUUCCCUCCACUGGGCUCCAAGCCCGAGGACAAGGGCAAGGAGAGGCGCGUUUCGGCGUCGGCAUCGCGCUCUGGGUCGCCGACCAAGACUCCAAGCUCGCCAAGGAAGGGCAGUGCUGCCACUGCGACACCCGUCAGGACAGGCCCGGCCCCGGCAGGUCUGAAGCUGUCGCCAUCGCCGACAAAGACGCGCGCCGACACGCCCGGACGAUGGACAAAGCAUGCCCACGUGUAUGCGACUCCGCCCACGCCGGCAGCGCCGGCGGCGUCGGUGCCAGCAGCAGCAGCAGUUCCUGCCGAACCCCGAGUCCGCCAGCCUGUCCGUGUGCGUGAAGUGGGACCCCUCGCCGACCGCGUGCGGAGUAUACUGGAGCACAACGCGGCGCUGGACAAGCCUCGCCGGAAUCCCGGCGCCGCUGCUCCCGGAAAGGAGUAG